UAGAGGGGAAAGUAUUAAAUUGCAGUCGGCAGUGGGGGCUUCAAGCUGGGAACCUUUUCUCUGCUCAGCCUUUUCUAGCCUGGACUGGGUGCCAAGAGGACCUGUGGCCACCAUUUCUUCCCCUCUGCAAGCCACUGAUUUCCCAACAUCAUGGACCCGAAAGCCAUGAAGGAGGAGCUGCGCCUCUUCCAGAGCACCUUGCUCCAGGAUGGCCUCAAGGAGCUGCUGAACGAGAACAAGUUUGUGGACUGCACUCUGAAAGUGGGCGAUCGGAGCUUCCCCUGCCAUAAACUCAUCAUGGCUGCCUGCAGCCCAUACUUCAGAGAGAUAUUAUUUUCCGAGGAUGGCAAGGAGGUGAAGGCCAACAAGGAGGUGGUCCUGGACGAUGUCAAUCCCGCAAUCUUGGACAUGAUAAUUAUGUAUCUGUACUCGGCCGAGAUCGACCUCACUGACGAAAAUGUGCAGGACAUACUUGCUGUAGCCAAUCGUUUCCAGAUACCUUCAGUCUUCACCGUGUGUGUUAAUUAUCUUCAGAAGAAGCUCUCCGUGACCAACUGUCUGGCAAUCUUCAGGAUGGGUCUGGUCCUUAACGUGCCCAGGUUGGCGGUGUCCGCCCGUGACUACAUCGCAGACCGCUUCGAUAUCCUCUCUAAAGACGAGGAGUUCCUCCAGCUGGCCGCUCAUGAACUGUUCGCAGUCAUCGGUGGCGACUCGCUCAAUGUGGAGAGGGAGGAGAUGGUGUUCGAAGCCCUCAUGAAAUGGGUCCACAACGACAAAGACAAACGUGUCCAGGUACUGGGUGACGCCUUUGAGUGCAUCCGCUUCCGCCUCAUGCCCGAGAAAUACUUCCACGACAAAGUGGAGACAGACGAGAUCAUCAAGGCUGACCCAGAACUCCUGAAGAAGGUCCAGAUGAUCAAAGACGCGUUCCAGGGGAAACUCCCAGAGAAGAAGGAGAAGGUAGCUGGGGAUAAGGGGGCGGACGGUGAGGGUGGCGAGACAGAGGAGGUUUUCCCAGGUUUCCUGAACGAUAACCGUCGCCACGGCAUGUACGUCCGCGACCUGAUCCUGAUGAUCAACGACACGGCAGCGGUGGCGUACGACGUCAACGAGAACGAGUGUUUCCUGGCGGCCAUGUCGGAACAGAUCCCCCGGAACCACGUCAGCCUGGCAUCACAGAAGAACCAGCUCUACCUCAUCGGAGGACUGUUUGUGGACGAGGAGGACAAGGACGCCCCCCUACAGUGCUACUUCUAUCAGUUGGACACUCUUGCAGCUGACUGGGUAGCUCUGCCCCCCAUGCCUUCCCCUAGAGCCCUUUUCAACAUGGGAGAGUGUGAGAACCUGCUGUUCGCUAUUGCUGGAAAAGACCUCCAGAGCAACGAGUGUUUGGACUCUGUGAUGUGCUAUGACGUCCAGAAGAUGAAGUGGAGUGAGACCAAAAAGCUUCCCCUGAAGAUCCACGGCCAUUCUGUGGUCUCCCAUAAGGGUUUGGUGUACUGCAUUGGAGGAAAGACUGAUGACAACAAAGCCCUGAACAAGAUGUUUGUAUACAACCACAAGCAGUCAGAGUGGAGGGAGCUGGCUGCCAUGAAGACAGCCAGAGCCAUGUUCGGAGCCAUCGUUCACAAUGGAAAGAUCGUGGUGGCUGGUGGAGUCAACGAGGAAGGCCUCACUGCUGCAUCUGAAGUCUACGACUUUGGAACAAAUAAAUGGGAGGCAUUCACAGACUUUCCCCAGGAGAGGAGCUCAGUGAACCUGCUGAGCAAUGAGAGUACCCUGUACGCCGUGGGGGGCUUCACCUUCAUCCAGAAUGACAACAAGGAGGUGGUCCCCGCAGAGAUUACUGAUGUUUGGCAGUACGAGGAGGACAAGAAGGAAUGGAGCGGGAUGCUGAGGGAGAUGCGUUACGCCGCUGGCUCCUCCUGCGUGUCCAUGCGCCUCAAUGCUGCCAAGAUGCCCAAACUCUAGACCCUCGCUGCCCAGUCAUGAUUCCCCAUGAUGCCCUCUGUCUGCCCGGAUUACCACCAUCUCCUCUGGGUAGUCUUUCCAUUUCAGGAAUAGAGGGGGUGUCACAUGACAAUUCAAAUGUGGACUCUUAUUAGUUGAUUGUGUUGUGAGUUUCUUUUUGCCUCUUUCUGAUCUCAGGUGAUUUUCUGUACAAUAAAAACAUCUACUUUGCUUCAGUGAAGACCGCAUCAGUAUAUUAGUUUCCCUCAUUAUAGAGUAACCCACAACGUGUAUUUAGCUAGCUUUUUUGUAAAAUAAACAUUUGUUCAAAAACUCCUGUUAUGGUUGUUUUGAAUUUGGAGAAACAGUUGUCGCCAUUUUUAUGGCUGGUUAAGUUUAAACAUUUGUCUGUGCAUUGCACGCAUGUUUUACUAGAACUAGAUUCAGGUCGAAGAUAUGGUAUAUCAGGAAAUUAAAUCUAAGUGUGAGCCAGUUGGUAUAGUAAAAACUAACAUGGGAAACACCUACUCAUUGGCAGGUUUAAACAACUGCCAUGCAUUAUGCAUACACUAUGUACACUACAUUAUGUGUCAUACCAAGGCUGUAGGUCCCAGUAGAUUUCCACAGUAGGUUUGACAUACAGUAGGUUAAUCUCAUUAACCCACAGUGGUGGAAAAAGUACCCAAUUGUCAUACCUUAAUAGAAAAUGACUAAAGUAAAAGUGAAAGUCACCCAGUAAAAUAAUACUUGAGAAAAAGUCUAAAAGUAUUUGGAUUUAAAUAUACUUAAGUAUCAAAAAGUAAAUGUAAUUGCUAAAAUAUACUUCUGUAUCAAAAGUAUAAAUCCUUUCAAAUUCCUUAUAUUAAGCAAUCCAGACAGCACAAUUCUCUUUCUGCUUUAUUUAGGGAUAGCCAGUGGCACUCUCCAACACUCAGAAAUAAUUUACAAACAAAGCAUUUGUGUUUUUUGAGUCCGCCAGAUCAGAGACAGUAGGGAUGACCAGGGAUGUUCUCUUGAUAAGUGUGUGAAUUGGACCAUUUUCCUGUCAUGCUAAGCAUUCAAAAUGUAAUGAGUAAUUUCAGGUGUCAGGGAAAAUGUAUGGAGUAAAAAGUAUAUUAUUUUCUUUAGGAAUGCAGUGAAGUAAAAGUUAUCAAAAAUAUAAAUAGUAAAGUACAGAUACCCCCAAAAACUACUUAAAUUGUACUUUUAAGUAUUUUUACUGAUGUACUUUACACCCCUGGUAACCCAGAACUGGAAAUCUCUGUCUGUCCUAGAGAUGAAAUGUAGGUGAACUAGGUAACAUUUUUGACAUGCGUUAUUCUGGAUUGUUUUGUUGUUAUUCUGUCUCUCACUGUUCAAAUAAACCUACCAUUAAAAUGAUA
Messenger RNA from Oncorhynchus nerka (sockeye salmon), 3332 nucleotides. RefSeq names its product kelch-like protein 41b. The coding region runs from base 151 to 1971 and encodes 606 amino acids. Gene Ontology annotation, molecular function: protein binding. Lineage: Eukaryota; Metazoa; Chordata; Actinopteri; Salmoniformes; Salmonidae. The transcript is spliced from 6 exons. The record is from RefSeq and is a predicted model, not a curated record.